Molecule: messenger RNA, 1727 nt
Organism: Spinacia oleracea (spinach)
Lineage: Eukaryota; Viridiplantae; Streptophyta; Magnoliopsida; Caryophyllales; Amaranthaceae
Product: sodium transporter HKT1
Exons: 3
Coding region: 110-1672 (520 amino acids)
Biological process (GO): monoatomic cation transport; transmembrane transport
Cellular component (GO): plasma membrane
Molecular function (GO): sodium ion transmembrane transporter activity
Source: RefSeq, a predicted model, not a curated record
AGUACGUGGGUUUUGUUAUGAACCUAGCCCAAAUUUUAUAUUCCUAUUUCCAAAAAAAAAUUGCUAAAUAAUAAUAUCACAUUGAAUUAAACAAUAAAUAAUUCAAAAAAUGCAAUUUCUUCCUCAUCAUCUCCAUGAAAUGAUGGAGAAAUACUUAGUUCUUGCGCAUGAGAAAUCAGAUCCAAUAUUUAAAUUUAUCGACAAAAAAAUAAAACCAUAUUUAAGUCAUGGGUUUGAGUACUUACUCUUUCAAAUAAGCCCAUAUUGGCAUCACUUAUUUUACUACAUCCUUGUCUCUCUUCUUGGGUAUAUUUGUUUGAAGGGCACAAAACAGAAUUCUUCUGCUUCUUCAAACUCACACCAUGAGCUCAACCUCUUCUUCACCUCGGUAUCCGCAACCACGAUAUCGAGCAUGUCCACCAUUGAAAUGGAGAAUUUCUCAACUACUCAACUCAUAGUACUUGUUAUAUUAAUGUUCUCAGGGGGUGAAGUCUUCCUCUCCCUCCUCGGCCUUCAAAUCCGAAAGCUUAAACACAAGAAAAGAGCGCGAAACCAUGUCUUAAACCCUAACCCUUCCUCUCAAACUGAAGGUAUAAAGUACAAAUCAUUAAGGGCACUUAACCAUGUGGUUUUGGUAUACCUUUUAGUGUCACAUAUACUAGGGUAUAUCUUUGUGUCCUUGUAUAUCAGCAUUAUUUCUCCUAGCGCAAACAAUGUGCUAGAGAUGAAAAAGCUUGAAUCUCACCUGUUUUCUCUAUUCGUCACUGUAUCCACAUUCUCUAACUGUGGAUUCAUCCCUACAAAUGAAAACAUGAUGCCCUUUAACAAAAACUCAGGCUUACUUUUGAUUCUUAUCCCUCAAAUCCUCUUUGGUAAUAAAUUAUACCCUUCUUUCUUAAGGUUAGUUAUCUAUGUUCUUGACAAAUUUACCAAGAAAGAGGAAUACAAUUACAUGCUGAACCAUCAUUCAGAUUUGGGUUAUGGGCUUUUGAUUUCAAGCUUCAAAGCUUUUCUUUUGAGUGUAACUGCAAUUGGGCUUAUUGGCAUCCAAUUCUUGGUGUUUUGUUUCUUGGAGUGGAAUUCUAUUGUUUUUCAAGGGCAAAAUUGGUAUCGGAAAUUGGUUGGUUCAUUGUUUCAAACUGUAAAUUCAAGGCAUAGUGGGGAGUCCAUUGUUGAUAUCUCCCUUCUUUCACCAGCUACUCUCGCUCUCUUUGUGGUUAUGAUGUACCUUCCAUCAAGCACAAUAUUCGUACCAUUGAGUUACGACAAAGAAUCAACAAUCGUAAGUGAGAAUAGCCAGAACAAGAGAAGCGGCAAAAAGGAAGAGAGUAGCUUCAUUCAGAAUCUCAAAUUCUCUCCACUUUCCUACUUGGCUAUCUUUGUCAUACUUGUUUGCAUCACUGAGAGCACCAGUUUAAAGGAAGAUCCUCUCAAUUUCACCGUCUUCAACAUUAUUGUCGAAGUCGUAAGUGCAUAUGGGAACGUGGGAUUCUCAAUGGGCUACAGUUGUGAACGAAGACUUGUGAACAGCAGCUAUUGCAAGGACACUUGCUAUGGUUUUGUAGGGAGAUGGACUUGGAAGGGGAAGUUCCUUCUCAUUUUGGUCAUGCUUUUUGGAAGGCUUAAGAGAUUUCACUUCCAUUCUGGAAAAGCAUGGAAACUUUCCCUCUAAAUCUUAAAUCCCAUCCCCAAACAAAUAAAUAAAUAAAUAAGUUUUGUUAGGGUAA